AUGUUGCAAAAUGGUUUUUUGCUGGGGAAAACAAGGUUUUCGUGAUUUUUUUUUGGUUUUUGGGUUUGAAAAUGAAGAAUUUUUCAUAAAUAUUCAAAUUUCCAGCAAAUGUCCGCUGAAACUACGCGGAAAUAUUUGCAAAAUCGCAGUCGCUGGUUGUUCGCAUGGAGAAUUGGAGAAAAUCUAUGAGGUAAAUAAGCUGGAAAAUCUCAAAAAACUCAGGAAUUUUGCAGGUCGUUCAACUUCUCGAGCAACAAAGCUCAGCCAAAAUCGACCUUUUAAUUUGUUGCGGUGAUUUUCAAUCAGUUCGAAAUUAUGGCGAUUUACACCACAUGCAUGUCAACGAAAAACAUCGACAUCUAAUGACUUUUUACAAAUAUUAUAGUGGCGAAUUGGUGUGAUUUUUCUUGAAUUUGCGACGGAAAAUUCAACCAAAAACUUGCAGGUUGCACCAUAUCUCACCCUUUUCAUCGGUGGAAAUCACGAAGCUUCUGGUUUUCUCACAGAAUUGCCAAAUGGUGGAUGGGUUGCACCAAAUAUUUAUUACAUGGGUUUUGCAAAUGUGGUUAGGUAA
This is a messenger RNA of Caenorhabditis angaria, 574 nucleotides long. Lineage: Eukaryota; Metazoa; Nematoda; Chromadorea; Rhabditida; Rhabditidae. The record is from the annotation of a GenBank genome assembly.